Grosmannia clavigera kw1407 is the source of this 1635-nucleotide messenger RNA. RefSeq names its product t-complex protein 1 subunit epsilon. Gene Ontology annotation, cellular component: chaperonin-containing T-complex. Gene Ontology annotation, molecular function: ATP-dependent protein folding chaperone; ATP binding; ATP hydrolysis activity. The transcript is spliced from 4 exons. Bases 1 to 1635 code for a protein of 544 amino acids. Gene Ontology annotation, biological process: protein folding. The record is from RefSeq and is a predicted model, not a curated record. Lineage: Eukaryota; Fungi; Ascomycota; Sordariomycetes; Ophiostomatales; Ophiostomataceae.
AUGGCUAUGACGGCGGUGAUGAAGGAUGAGCAGGGAAGGCCGUUCAUCAUUGUCAGAGAUCAGGGAAAGAAGCAGCGGCAAUAUGGCAACGAGGCGGUCAAAUCACACAUCCUGGCGGCGCGGACAGUGGCCAACAUUGUCAAGACGUCUCUCGGACCGCGCGGCCUCGACAAGAUUCUCAUCUCGCCGGACGGUGACAUCACGGUAACCAACGACGGCGCGACGAUCCUGCAGCAGAUGGAAAUCUCGAACCACGUGGCCAAGCUGCUGGUGGAGCUGUCCAAGUCGCAGGACGACGAGAUCGGCGACGGCACGACGGGCGUGGUGGUGCUGGCGGGAGCGCUUCUGGAGCAGGCGGCAGAGCUGAUCGACAAGGGCAUCCACCCGAUCCGCAUCGCGGACGGCUACGACCAGGCAUGCGACAUUGCGGUGGCGGAGCUGGACAAGAUUGCCGACGUGCUGCCGUUUGGGCCGGACGACGUGGCCAACCUGACCAAGGUAGCACGCACGAGUCUGGGCAGCAAGAUCGUGUCCAAGGCACACGACCAAUUUGCCAAGAUCGCCGUGGACGCAGUCAUGUCGGUAGCCGACCUGGAGCGACGCGAUGUAGACUUUGAGCUGAUCAAGGUCGACGGCAAGGUCGGCGGCGCGCUCGAGGACUCGCUCCUGGUCAAGGGCGUCAUCAUCGACAAGGACUUUUCGCACCCGCAGAUGCCGUCCGAGGUGCGCGACGCCAAAAUUGCCAUCCUGACGUGCGCGUUCGAGCCGCCCAAGCCCAAGACUAAGCACAAGCUCGACAUCACCACUGUCGAGGAGUUCCGCAAGCUGCAGAACUACGAGCACGAGAAGUUUGUCGAGAUGAUCCAGCAGAUCAAGGACACGGGCGCCAACCUGGCCAUCUGCCAGUGGGGCUUCGACGACGAGGCCAACCACCUGCUGCUGCAGAACAAGCUGCCAGCCGUGCGCUGGGUCGGCGGGCCGGAGAUCGAGCUGAUUGCCAUUGCCACCAAUGGCCGCAUCGUGCCGCGCUUCGAGGACCUGACGGCCGCGAAGCUGGGCAGUGCUGGCAUCGUCCGCGAGAUGACCUUUGGCACCACGCGCGAGAAGAUGCUCGUCAUCGAGGAGUGCGCCAACACCCGUGCCGUCACGGUUUUUGUGCGCGGCAGCAACAAGAUGAUCAUCGACGAGGCAAAGCGGUCGCUGCACGACGCCCUGUGCGUGGUGCGCAACCUGGUGCGCGACAACCGGGUGGUGUACGGCGGCGGCUCGGCCGAGAUUGCGUGCUCGCUGGCGGUGGAGGACGCGGCCGUGCAGACGCCAGGGCUGGAGCAGUACGCCAUGCGAGCGUUUGCCGAGGCGCUGGACACGAUUCCGAUGACGCUAGCAGAGAACUCAGGCCUCAACCCGAUCGCAACGCUAGCCGAGGUCAAGAGCCAGCAGGUCAAGCAGCCCGGCGGCCGCGGCCGGCUGGGUGUCGACUGCAUGGGCCGGGGAUCCAACGACAUGAAGGAGGCCUUUGUCAUCGACCCGCUCAUCGGCAAACGGCAGCAGCUGAUGCUGGCCACCCAGCUGUGCCGCAUGGUGCUCAAGGUGAACAAUGUCAUCAUCAGCGGGACCGGCGAGGAUGCCUACUGA